Molecule: messenger RNA, 2041 nt
Organism: Schizophyllum commune H4-8
Lineage: Eukaryota; Fungi; Basidiomycota; Agaricomycetes; Agaricales; Schizophyllaceae
Product: histidyl-tRNA synthetase
Exons: 7
Coding region: 45-1817 (590 amino acids)
Biological process (GO): mitochondrial translation
Cellular component (GO): mitochondrion
Source: RefSeq, a predicted model, not a curated record
AUCGAUAUCCGCGCCCAGGACUUGUUCCACGACGACUAUACGCGAUGGACGCGCUCAAGGAAGAGAUCGAUAAACAGCAGACGCUCUUCAACGACCUCAGGGCGCAGAAGGCGGACGCCGCGACGCUCGACGAGGCUAAGAAGCGCCUGGCCGACCUCAAGAAGCAGCUCGGCCAGUCAAAGGCGGCGGCGGGCGUGAAGGAUGGGGGAAAGAAGCGCGAGCGGCUGCUGCUCAAGACGGCAAAGGGCACGCGCGAUUACGGCCCCGGGGAGAUGUUCUGUCGGGAGCACAUCGAGAGGAUAGUGCGGUCCGUGUUCACCGCGUACGGCGGCAGCUGCGUCGACACCCCUGUCUUCGAGCGCAAGGACAUCCUCACCGGCAAGUACGGUGAGGACUCGAAGCUCAUCUUCGACCUCAAGGACCAGGGAGGGGAGGAGCUCGCCCUGCGCUACGAUCACACUGUCCCCCUCGCUCGCUACCUCGCCAUGAUGGGCGGUAACAACACGCACUCCAAAAUCUACCAGCUCUCGAAGGUGUACCGGAGAGACAACCCCGUCAUGUCGAAGGGACGUAUGCGCGAGUUCUCCCAGGCAGACUUCGACAUCAUUGGCCAGUGGGACACCAUGAUUCCCGACGCUGAAAUCAUCAGCGUAAUAUGCUCUGUCAUCUCGAAGCUGGACGUCGGAGACUUCACGAUCAAGCUCAACAACAGAAAAAUUCUGGAUGGCAUCUUCGAGGUUUGCGGCGUACCGGAAGACAAAAUCCGCCCAAUAUCAUCUGCCGUUGACAAGCUUGACAAAGCACCAUGGUCAGAAGUACGGAAGGAGAUGACGGAGGAGAAGGGUCUCGACGGUGCUGUGGCCGACAGAAUAUGGGAGUACGUCCAGCACAAAGGCGGUCCAUCAUUACUCGAAACGCUUAGGGCAGACGAAAAGCUCAUGGGCAACGCUCGCGCUAAAGAGGGUGUUGAGGAGAUGGGUCUCCUCUUCAAGUACCUCGAUGCCUACAAGCUUGUCGACAAGAUGUCCUUUGACCUUUCCCUCGCUCGAGGCCUCGACUACUACACCGGUGUCAUCUACGAGGCCGUCUGCGAAGCCUCCGCACCGCCCGGUUUCACUGCCUCAAACGCCCUCGCUUCCGGAUCCGCCUCUGCCCUCAGCUCCUCCACCGCUCCCAUCACCGGCAACACCUCCACAAAGAAGCCUAAGAAGGCCGCCACCGACGGCGAGGAAGAUGAGGUCGAUGAGUCGACGGUCGGCGUCGGGUCUAUUGCCGCGGGCGGCCGGUACGACAACCUCGUCGGGAUGUUUACGGCUGCGGCAGCCGGGGAGGGUAAGAAGGGACUAAACAUGCCGUGCGUGGGCGUGGCGAUUGGGUUGGACCGCAUCUUCUCGAUCGUGUGGCCGAAGUGGGUGGAGAAGGGAAUGCGGAGCAAGGAGACGAUGGUGUACGUGAUGGCGGCGGGCGAUGGGCUGCUGGUAGAGCGGAUACGGUUGGUGCAGGAGUUGAGGGAGGCAGGGAUCAAGGCGGACUUCUUGAUGAAGAACAAGCCCAAGUUGCCUGCCCAGUUCGCGGCCGGCGAGCGCGACGAAGCGCCCUUCGCCAUCAUCCUCGGCGAGAGCGAGCUCAAGGAGGGUCUCGUCACCGUCAAGGAACAGGCCUGGGAGUUUGUCGAUGGGAAGAAGGAGAAGAAGAAGUCAAGCGACAAGGGCACGCAGGUGAAGCGCGCGGAGCUGAUUGACUGGAUCAAGAGCACGAAGGUGUUCAAGGACUGGGACCUGGGCAGGUUGAUCGUAGAGGCCAGCGAGACGCAGUGAAGACACGAAGUAUCGGCUACAUAAUGUGUAUAUAUACGGUGUACAUACAGUGCUCUCUCCUGCUCGUUGGAUGACCUGGAGUCGAGAUAACUAGAAAGGUCCGCGGAGAUGGCUGUGCGCGCCGAUGUGGCGUAAGCGCUCGUCCGUGAUCAAUAUCUUGUCUCUGACCACCGUCUUUCCGGACGUCCUUCUACGCCAUCUGCUCUCCUCUCUAUUCUCUCUGA